Messenger RNA from Pogoniulus pusillus (Red-fronted tinkerbird), 2059 nucleotides. It is a transcript of the gene GPR37L1, whose product is annotated as G protein-coupled receptor 37 like 1. Gene Ontology annotation, cellular component: signaling receptor complex; plasma membrane. Lineage: Eukaryota; Metazoa; Chordata; Aves; Piciformes; Lybiidae. Gene Ontology annotation, biological process: positive regulation of MAPK cascade; adenylate cyclase-inhibiting G protein-coupled receptor signaling pathway. The record is from RefSeq and is a predicted model, not a curated record. Gene Ontology annotation, molecular function: G protein-coupled peptide receptor activity. The coding region runs from base 87 to 1577 and encodes 496 amino acids. The transcript is spliced from 2 exons.
CUCGGAGCCGGGCACAGCCGCUGCUGCUCCCUGCUCGGGGCUCUGCCCCCCGCCGCACGCUGUCUCCGGAGGGCACAGAGGGUACCAUGGCUUCGCCGUCACUUGUCCUGCUGCUGCUGCUGGCAGCAGGGGCUGCGGCCGCGCAAGGCAGGGCUGGGCAUCCUGGCGAAAGCAGAGCCCACCACGGGCAGGGUGCAGAUGAGGGCGAGGCUCUGCCGGCGGCUUCCCAGGACAGUCCUGGGCUGCAGGUGACGAGAGAGAGGCUGCGGCGGGGCACAGAGGAGGACUCCAAGUCGGUGCAGCAGUACGUGCCAGGGGUGCGCAUAGAAUUCCCACGGCCUCUCAACUCUGCCAGCUUGCAUCCCACCAAGACCCUGCUGCCAUCCAGCACAGACCCAUCUGAUCAGCAGCAAGGGGUCCCCACAGAUGGGGAGGGGGCAAAGCCCCAGGCCAACCUCACGACUGUGUCUGACAGGCGGCUGCAGAUCCAGAACCCCCUGUACCCGGUGACCGAGAGCUCCUACAGCGCCUACGCUGUCAUCUUCCUCUCCCUCAUCGUCUUUGCUGUGGGCAUCGUUGCAAACCUCUCUGUGAUGUGCAUUGUGUGGCACAACUACUACAUGAAGAGCGCCUGGAACUCCAUCCUGGCCAGCCUGGCUUUCUGGGACUUCCUCAUCCUCUUCUUCUGCCUGCCUGUGGUCAUCUUCAACGAGAUCACCAAGAAGAGGCUGCUGGGGGAUGUGUCUUGUCGCAUCGUGCCCUUCGUGGAGGUGUCGUCGCUGGGAGUCACCACCUUCAGCCUCUGUGCCCUGGGCAUUGACAGGUUCCACGCAGCCACCAGCCCUGCGGCCAGUGCCCGGCCCAUUGAGAGGUGCCAGUCCAUCCUCGCCAAACUGGCUGUCAUCUGGGUGGGCUCCAUGACACUGUCGGUGCCGGAGAUCCUGCUCUGGCAGCUGGCACAGGACGCCUCGCCCAUGUCCGGUGUGGCGACAGAGUACUGCACCAUGAAGCCCUCGUCCAGCCUGCCCGAGUCCAUCUACUCCCUGGUGCUCACCUACCAGAACGCUCGCAUGUGGUGGUACUUUGGCUGCUACUUCUGCCUGCCCCUCCUCUUCACCAUCAGCUGCCAGCUGGUGACCCGGCGCGUCAGCGGCACCCAGAAGCCGGAGCGCCGCGGGGCCAAGCCCAGCCAGUGCGAGCGGCACCUGAACUGCACCAUCGUGGGGCUGGCCACCAUCUACGGGCUCUGCACCACCCCCGAGAACGUCUGCAACAUCGUGGUGGCCUACAUGUCCCCUGCCCUCUCCAAGCAGACCCUGGACCUGCUCAACCUCAUCAACCAGUUCUUCCUCUUCUUCAAGUGCUCGGUGACGCCUGUGCUGCUGCUCUGCCUCUGCAGACCCCUGGGCCAGGCCUUCAUGGACUGCUGCUGCUGCUGCUGCGAGGGCUGCGGCCCCGACACGGCUUCCAGCGAGGGCAGUGCCGACAGCAAGCUCAAAACUGAGAUGUCCUCCUCCAUCUUCUUUGACAAGCCCCGGGAGUCCCCACCCCUCCUGGCCCUCGGCACACCUUGCUAAGUGCCGCCAGGGAGCUGUAGAGAUCAUUCCAUCACCUCCUCCCAAGACCAAACACUGUUUUGCCAUUAGUGCCUGUGUCUGGACGUGGAGCAAGCAGAAGAGACAGCUCAGGGGCUGCACCACGGGUUUCAAACCCCACCUCAGGCAAGUAGGGCUCGAAACCCCAGUCCCCAUGGCUCCAUUGGCAGCCUUCUUGCCCCUGCCCAAAGGCCAACAAGGACAUCAGCACCACCCCAGCCUGGCUCCUAGCCUGGCUCACAGCGGGUGCUGCUCUGGAGAUGGAGUUGUGCCAGAGAAGUCCCGUCUGAAACUGCCGAGGGGCUCCAUGGUGGCAUGCAGAGGACACAGCAAACACAAACUGCCCUCGUCCUGUCCCAUCCUGUCCUGCCAGACCCCUCCACAGUAGGAGCAGGUCCCAGUGCCCCUGUGUCCUACCGGCUCCAGCAGUGCCCUGUAAGAGCUCAAUAAACCAGUAACUAGAA